Messenger RNA from Orycteropus afer afer, 1464 nucleotides. RefSeq names its product adhesion G protein-coupled receptor G3 (gene ADGRG3). Gene Ontology annotation, molecular function: G protein-coupled receptor activity. Gene Ontology annotation, biological process: cell surface receptor signaling pathway; adenylate cyclase-activating G protein-coupled receptor signaling pathway. The transcript is spliced from 11 exons. The record is from RefSeq and is a predicted model, not a curated record. The coding region runs from base 85 to 1464 and encodes 459 amino acids. NCBI's taxonomy places the organism in Eukaryota, Metazoa, Chordata, Mammalia, Tubulidentata, Orycteropodidae. Gene Ontology annotation, cellular component: membrane.
UCCUGCAACCUGGGAAACUUACAGAGAUACUGGAUAGACUACGAGACCUACCUGGUGGAGAACAGUUCAACAGGGAUAGUGGAUAUGCCUUUUGUGAAGACUUCGGUUCACAACUUCAGCAUCAACACCUCAGAUGAUCUGCACUUCUCGCUGACCCCCUCUCAGAUCCCGAGGCAGGUGAUGGAAAACGAGGAGAAGCCCCCUGACAGAGUCCGGCUUCCUGGGAGUUUUUUUGGAUCCCUGAGGAACAGGAGGUCUACUGUUCGGUUGGCCAUAACCAUCCUGGACAUCGGUGCAGGGGAUGUCUUCAAGGGCCCCCAGCUGAACCUGGAGAAUGGCAGCAGUGUGUUGAACAAUCGUCUGGUGGGCUUGAGUGUAGGAGCUACGCCUGUCACUGGCCUGGCUGAGCCUUUGGAGAUAACCUUUUCCCAUGAAACUUACCUCCCUAACAUGUUUCUCAGCUGUGUUUUCUGGGAUGUGACUAAAGGGCCAACAGGAGACUGGGCCUCUAAGGGCUGCUCCACAGAGCACACAGCCAGGAGGACCGUGUGCCGCUGUGACCACCUGACAUUCUUCGCCCUCCUGCUGAGGCCGAUCCUGGACAAGGUCACCGUGCAGGCACUCACGCGCAUUUCCCAGGCGGGCUGCGGAGCCUCCAUGCUCUUUCUGACCUUCACUAUUGUCCUCUACAUUGUCCUCAGGUUCUUUCGACAGAGGUUCAAGUCAGAAGAUGCUCCCAAGAUCCACAUGGCCCUGAGCGUCAGCCUGUUCCUCCUGAAUCUGACCUUCUUCAUCACUGUGGGGAGUGGCUUGCAGGGUUCUGAAUCUGCCUGUUGGGCCCGGGGAGCUGUCUUCCACUAUUUCCUGCUCUGUGUCUUCACAUGGAUGGUCCUGGAAGCCGUCCACCUUUACCUGCUUGCCAUCAGGGUCUUCAACACUUAUUUCAGGCACUACUUCCUCAAGUUGAGCCUGGUGGGCUGGGGCCUUCCCGCCCUGAUCGUCAUUGGCACUGGGAGUGCCAAUAGCUAUGGCCGCUACACCAUCCAUGACGAGGAAAACCGUACCACACUGGAGCUGUGUUGGUUCCACAAGAAGACUGCCCUCUACAUCACCGUCCAUGGCUACUUCCUCAUCACUUUUCUCUUCAGCGCUGUGGUCCUAGGCCUGGUGGCCUGGAAGAUCUUCACUCUGUCGAGUGUCACAGCGGGCAAGGAACAAGGGCCAAACUGGAAGGGGAUCCUCACCGUGCUGGGCCUCUCAAGCCUGGUGGGCAUGACGUGGGGGCUGGCUAUCCUCACACCCCUGGGCCUGUCCACCGUCUAUAUCUUCGCAUUGCUCAAUGCCCUGCAAGGUGUCUUCAUUUUCUGCUGGUUCGUUGUCCUCUACUUCCCCAGGCAGAGUGCCGUGUCCACCUCUUCUGGAACUGCCCGAGUUGACCAAACUCACUCUGUGUCUCACGGAUAA